This is a messenger RNA of Drosophila virilis, 2857 nucleotides long. RefSeq names its product endoplasmic reticulum metallopeptidase 1. Gene Ontology annotation, molecular function: metalloexopeptidase activity. Gene Ontology annotation, biological process: proteolysis. NCBI's taxonomy places the organism in Eukaryota, Metazoa, Arthropoda, Insecta, Diptera, Drosophilidae. The record is from RefSeq and is a predicted model, not a curated record.
UUCGAAUUACGGAGUAGUUCAAAUUUGCCAAGCAUUGGACUCACCAAACGAAAAAUACAGCAAGCGAACAAUAUGAGUGACAAGGAUAAGCUUAUAUGGCAUGAGUCUGGCGAACGAUUUGUGGAUACCCCUCGAAAUGGUGUUAAAAAUGAACAGAACAGAAAGUUACCUUGGUACUUUGCAAGUGGAUUUCUACUGUUUUGGGGGCUCCUCUUUUUCGCAGUUGUGAUACCAUUCUUCUAUCGGUUACCUACGGCUCGAACAGUAGAGGACGCAUAUACAAAUGAAUUUAUUGCGGAACGUGCGUACAAAAAUCUUUACCAUCUGUCAAAUAUUGGUACCAAAAUGGUCGGUUCUAAGGAAAACGAGGUUGAGGCUGUACAGUACCUUCUUAAGGAGCUUAAUCAAAUUAAGGAUGAAUCCCUAAAAGAUUACUUCGAUAUUGAAAUUGACUUAUCGCAAGUCUCUGGUCAAUUUAAAUAUGCAAAUCUGAUUAUCUUGUAUCAAGGAGUUCAAAAUAUUGCUGUAAAAAUAGCUUCAAAAAACAGCAAAAGCGAUUCAUAUCUCCUUGUUAACAGCCACUAUGAUUCCAAGCCAGAAACUCCGUCUGCCGGUGAUGCAGGUUUUAUGAUUGUCACGAUGUUAGAAGUUUUGCGUGUUUUGGCAACAACAAAGCAAACCUUUGAACAUCCUAUAGUCUUUUUGUUCAAUGGGGCUGAAGAAAGUUCUAUGCUAGCAUCGCAUGGCUUCAUAACUCAACACAGAUGGGCGCCCCACCUCAAAGCCGUGGUUAAUCUCGAUGCUGCUGGAAGUGGAGGGCGAGAAUUACUCUUCCAGAGUGGCCCCAACUAUUCUUGGCUUGUAGACUAUUACAAUAAGUUUGCUAAACACCCCUUUGGCACAACAUUGGCCGAAGAAAUUUACCAGUCUGGUGCGCUGCCUUCUGAUUCUGAUUUUACAAUUUUUAAAGAGCACAUUCCAGGACUAGACCUGGGUCAAUGCUACAACGGUUUCGUAUACCAUACCAAGUACGACGUGAUCGACGUUAUUCCUCGAGAAUCCUUGCAGAACACCGGUGACAAUGUCCUUAGUCUAGUUCGAGGAUUGGCUAAUGCAACUGAAUUACACGAUACAGAAGCUCAUAAGACUGGACACGCUGUGUUCUUUGACUUUCUGGGAAUCUAUUUUGUACACUACUCAGAGGCUACGGGAAUAUCGGUGAAUUUUGGCGUUGCCGGAGCUGCAUUCCUUUUGGUUUUCAUUUCAAUGUGGCGCAUGGCAGCUGUCUCUCACGUUACCAUAUGCCACGUGGUGUGCUGGUUUAUAUUGGUCCUAAUCGUCCAGGUUAUCUCUUUUGUACUCGGACUGGCUCUUCCUAUUGUGGUUUCAUAUGUAUUUGACAAUGUAGGACUUUCGCUGACUUACUAUAGCACUCCGUUGCUGGUGAUUGGUCUUUAUGUGUGCCCCUCACUCAUUGGACUUAGUUUGCCCAUAACUAUGUACUACAAUAUCCAGUGCAACGAAAAAAUCUCGACAGCGUAUCAUAUCCAACUGGCAGUGCAUGCUCAUGCUGUUAUUUUAGCUUUUCUAGCCAUUUGUCUUACAUUAUUUGGCUUGCGUUCCUCUUAUAUUUUCGUAAUACCACUUGUUUUCUAUGUUGCAUCCUUGGUCUUGAAUUUAUUGACUACUCUGCAUGACCGUGGCUAUGCUUGGACGGGUCUGCUUAAGGCAAGCCAGAUAAUUCCUUUCCUCUAUAGCAGCUACCUUUUCUAUCUAUUCGUGGUGGUAAUUACACCAAUGACCGGCCGUUCGGGCAGUGCAUCCAAUCAGGACUUAUACAUUGCUGCCCUGGCAGCGAUAGGAACAGUCCUCUCGUUUGGCUUCUUGAUCCCUCUUAUCAAUACUUUCCGACGACCCAGUUUUGUGGUGUUCUCCCUGCUUGCAAUCACAGCUGUCGCUAUGUAUUUAGCAAGUAGUACACAAAUCGGAUUUCCCUAUCGACCACGGACCAAUGGACAGCGAGUUGCAUACCUGCAAGUGCGAAAUAUGUUCUACGAGUACGAUGGAACUCUCAGUAAGGAUGAAUCUGGUUAUCUAUUUAAUUUUCAAGAUAGACGUGAAGAAAAACCUUUAUUGGACUCAAACGUCAAUCUGACUGGAUUGGUUAGCAUAAAAUCGAGAUGCGAGAAGCACAUGAUGUGUGGAAUGCCUUUGUAUGAUUUUCGCUACGUUGACAACCGGCUGCAAAGUAAAUGGUUGCCACGUUCUGAGCCCAUUAUACCACCAGGAUUGACGACAUUGAAUGUCCUGAGCAAGACUGUACUUAAUUCAACCACUGUCCGAUUUGAGUUUAGUUUAGUAGGCCCCCCUCAAAUGAGUCUGUUUUUUGAGCCCUACGAAGAUGUGACAAUUAGCAACUGGUCGUUUUUACAAAGCUAUCUUCAGAACCCACCACCUUAUCCCUUGUCGUACCAUAUAUUCUUUAAUUACGGCAUUGAUAAAUCACCUUUAAACUUUUUCGUGGAAAUUUCGAAACGAAAUGGAGACUUCACGGUACCCCUAUUUCAAUUUGGUGUGCAGGGACAUUUUGUUGGAAAUGAGGGCGAUGUAGAAAGUGUGAAGUUUGCAACUCAAUUCCCAGCCUAUGCGAUUCUAGCCACUUGGCCGUCCUCUUAUUACAGAUACAUAUUUUAAGUUUAAAAAAGUAUUGUAACGAUAAUUUAGAGCUAUGUUUAAAAUAAUGAAUAUCUUUUUUGAACCAGUUUUAAGGAAUUAUAAAUUGUUUUCAUAAUUAUCUGUCAUAAUAAUUGUAAAGAAAUGCACCUUAGACUGAAAAAAAUAGCUAUCGGAAAUGGAA